Molecule: messenger RNA, 1074 nt
Organism: Microthlaspi erraticum
Lineage: Eukaryota; Viridiplantae; Streptophyta; Magnoliopsida; Brassicales; Brassicaceae
Source: the annotation of a GenBank genome assembly
AUGGAGUUUCCCGGAGCCAACCAGAGGAUUGCUAGGAUCUCAGCUCAUCUUCAACCUUCUUUCACUCCUCAGAUGGACGCGAAGAACUCGGUAAUGGGAAUGGAAAACUGCAGAGCGAAAGGAGGGAAUCCAGGAUUCAAAGUAGCAAUUCUUGGAGCUGCAGGAGGAAUCGGACAAUCUCUAUCCUUGUUAAUGAAAAUGAACCCUCUUGUCUCUGUACUUCAUCUCUACGAUGUUGUCAAUGCUCCUGGCGUCACAGCUGAUGUCAGCCAUAUGGACACUUCAGCUGUUGUCCGAGGAUUCUUGGGAGGGAAGCAGCUAGAGGACGCGUUAACGGGUAUGGAUCUUGUGAUCAUACCAGCUGGUGUGCCGAGGAAACCAGGGAUGACUCGUGAUGAUCUCUUCAAAAUCAAUGCUGGGAUUGUUAAGACACUGUGUGAAGGUGUAGCCAAAUGCUGUCCUAAUGCUAUCGUCAACUUGAUCAGCAACCCUGUGAACUCCACUGUCCCCAUUGCCGCUGAGGUUUUCAAGAAAGCUGGCACUUAUGAUCCUAAGAAGCUCCUUGGAGUUACUACACUCGAUGUUGCUCGUGCCAACACCUUUGUGGCAGAGGUUCUUGGCCUUGAUCCAAGAGAAGUCGAUGUACCAGUUGUUGGAGGACACGCCGGAGUUACAAUUUUGCCACUAUUGUCACAGGUUAAGCCUCCUAGCAGCUUCACACCUACAGAAAUUGAGUACCUAACAAACAGGAUUCAGAAUGGUGGGACUGAAGUUGUGGAGGCAAAAGCUGGAGCUGGAUCUGCAACACUUUCAAUGGCAUAUGCAGCAGCCAAGUUUGCAGAUGCAUGCCUUCGUGGGUUAAGAGGUGAUGCAAAUGUUGUGGAAUGCUCUUUUGUUUCUUCACAGGUGACAGAAUUAGCAUUCUUUGCAACCAAAGUGCGUCUUGGUCGUACAGGAGCAGAGGAAGUGUAUCAGCUUGGACCCUUAAACGAAUACGAAAGGAUUGGUCUGGAGAAAGCAAAAGAAGAAUUAGCCGGAAGUAUUCAGAAAGGUGUCGAUUUCAUCAGAAAAUGA